Calypte anna (Anna's hummingbird) is the source of this 1876-nucleotide messenger RNA. It is a transcript of the gene ERO1A, whose product is annotated as endoplasmic reticulum oxidoreductase 1 alpha. The record is from RefSeq and is a predicted model, not a curated record. Bases 122 to 1516 code for a protein of 464 amino acids. Gene Ontology annotation, biological process: protein folding in endoplasmic reticulum. The transcript has 16 exons. Gene Ontology annotation, molecular function: protein-disulfide reductase activity; thiol oxidase activity; FAD binding. Gene Ontology annotation, cellular component: endoplasmic reticulum membrane; endoplasmic reticulum. Lineage: Eukaryota; Metazoa; Chordata; Aves; Apodiformes; Trochilidae.
GGGACCCAGCGGGUCAGACCGUGCCCCUAGGCACGCAGCCCGGUCCGGCCCGCUGGGUCCCCGCUGUGGGCGGGACCGAACUCGUCGGCGGCUCCUCCAGGCGGGUGCAGGUUGCGGAGAGAUGGCGGCGGGUACCGGGAUGGUGUUCCGGGUCCUGGGGAUCGCCACAUCGGUGCUGAUGGCUGUGGCCCAUGGACCGGGAGGUUCGGCAGAGAAACGCUGCUUCUGCCAGGUUACUGGUCAUUUAGAUGACUGCACUUGUGAUGUAGAAACCAUUGAUGCCUUCAACAACUACCAGCUUUUUCCUAAACUGAAUAAACUUCUGGAAAGUGACUAUUUUCGAUACUACAAGGUAAACCUAAAGAAACCUUGUCCUUUUUGGAAUGACAACAGUCACUGUGGGAUAAGAGACUGUGCAGUAAAGCCCUGCCCAUCUGAUGAAGUCCCUGAUGGCAUCAGGUCUGGAAGUUACAAGUACUCAGAAGAAGCCAACAACCUCGCUGAAGAAUGUGAAGAAGCCAAAAGACUUGGAGCUGUUGAUGGCUCUUUAAGUGAGGAAACCCAGCAGGCAGUGCUCCAGUGGACACAGCACGAUGACUCUUCAGACAGCUUCUGCCAGGCUGAUGACAUCAGCUCUCCUGAUGCAGAGUAUGUGGAUUUACUCCUGAAUCCUGAACGCUACACUGGCUACAGAGGACCUGAUGCCUGGAAGAUCUGGAACAGUAUUUAUGAAGAGAACUGCUUCAAGCCUCAGAAUGUAAAAAGACCUUUGGCAUCUGGUAGAGGAGAUGAUGGAGGGCACACGUUUUACAAGUGGCUGAAAGGUGUCUGCGUAGAAAAAAGAGCUUUCUACAAACUCAUUUCUGGUCUCCAUGCAAGCAUCAACAUCCAUCUGAGUGCCAGGUACCUUCUACAAGAUACCUGGGCACAGAAGAAAUGGGGCCCAAAUGUUACAGAGUUCCAGCAGAGGUUUGAUGAAGUCCUGACCAGAGGGGAAGGUCCCAGAAGACUCCAGAACCUGUAUUUCCUUUACCUGCUGGAGCUGAGGGCCAUGUCCAAGGUUCUGCCAUUCUUUGAGCGCUCAGCAUUCCAACUCUACACAGGGAAUAAAACUCAGGAUGCAGAAAUGAAAACCCACUUGCUGGAAGUUCUCCAUCUGGCCAAGUCUUUCCCACUGCAUUUCAAUGAGAACUCAUUCUUUGCAGGGAAUAAAAGGGAAGCUGCUAAGCUAAAGGAGGAAUUCAGGCUGCACUUCAGGAAUAUUUCCAAGAUAAUGGACUGUGUUGGCUGCUUCAAAUGUCGCCUGUGGGGCAAGUUGCAGACACAGGGCUUGGGCACGGUGCUGAAGAUUCUCUUCUCUGAAAACCUGAUAGAAAAGAUACCUGAGAGUGGCCCUUCCUAUGGAUUCCAGCUGACCAGACAAGAAAUUGUUGCCUUAUUUAAUGCUUUUGGAAGGGUUUCCACAAGCAUUAGGGAGCUGGAGAACUUCAGGAACAUCUUACGAAAUAUGCAGUGAAUUUCUUGGAGAAAGAGAGACUGGAAGUUUUACUGCUGGGCAGCUCUGGGUUCUCUACAACUGGACAAACACCAGCAUUCCAUCCCGUGCUCAUAACCACCAAAAGCUGAAGACCACUUGUGGGACAUCCUGCUCCCAGCUGAGAAGUCUGUAACCUGCUGAGGACAAGUAUUUUGGUUAAGAAAAAAAAAAAAAAAAGCCACUUAAAAAACGUGAGGACUGUAUUUAAAGUUUAUUUUAUGUAUUGGAAGAUCAGUCUGAAGAACUGCUUUCAAAAUUGCAGUGCUGUUUUGAUGGAUUACACUCCAAAAGCUGGAGGUAGAGCAAGAACUGUGCCACUGAAUAAAGUUAUGGAAAUUU